This is a messenger RNA of Phaethon lepturus (White-tailed tropicbird), 1618 nucleotides long. RefSeq names its product actin-binding LIM protein 2-like. Gene Ontology annotation, biological process: cytoskeleton organization; lamellipodium assembly. The record is from RefSeq and is a predicted model, not a curated record. The transcript is spliced from 12 exons. Gene Ontology annotation, molecular function: actin filament binding. Lineage: Eukaryota; Metazoa; Chordata; Aves; Phaethontiformes; Phaethontidae. Gene Ontology annotation, cellular component: actin cytoskeleton. The annotation marks the transcript as partial.
GGUGACCAAGAUGACAGAUCUUCCAAGCAGUACAGGACGUCAAGUCCUAGCUCUGCUGGCUCGCUGGGCUAUGGCCGCUACACUCCAACCUCCCAUUCUCCUCAGCAUUACAGCAGACCAGCUGGUACUCAGAGUCUUGGUACCAGUAGCUGCAUCUCCCUGCCCCAACACCCAAGCCCUACAUCUACAUUCAGACAUCAUUACAUCCCUUUCUUCAAAGGCAGUGAAAGUGGUCGGAGCACUCCAAGCUUAUCCAUGUACUCAGACAGCAAAUCUUCACCUUCUGUCUAUCAGCAGGCUCCUAGGCAUUUCCAUAUUCCAGACACUGGCGUAAAAGAUAACAUCUAUAGGAAACCUCCUAUCUACAAACAGCAUGCAGCAAGAAGAUCAGAAGGGGAGGACGGGAGCUUGGAUCAGGACAGUAAGAAGCUAAAGACCAGUUGGCUUAUCCUGAAAGGGGACAUGGACACCAGAACUAAUUCCCCGGAUUCGGACACACGGUCCCUGUCUCUUACUGCCGGAACCGACAGAGAAAACUUCCCGAGGGCGCAGGAGGGCACGACUGCCGGCUACUCCCGAUUUCCAUAUUCUAAAUCUGCUUCUCUGCCUGGUUAUGGGAAGAACGGCUUGCAUCAGAGGCCUGAAAAUAUGGGCCAAUACGAAACGGACCAGGAGUCAAGCUGGGGGAUGAAAGAAUACAAGAUUUAUCCUUACGAAACACUUAUUGUAACAAACCGAGUGCGUGUGAAAUUGCCUAAGGAUGUGGACAGGACCAGGCUGGAGAGGCAUUUGUCCCCCGACGAGUUCCAGGAAGUCUUCAAAAUGAGCAUUGAGGAGUUUGAUCGUCUGGCACUUUGGAAGCGGAAUGACCUGAAGAAAAAGGCCCUGCUUUUCUAGCCCCUCCUGGAUAAAACAUGUGCUUAAUCAAAACAAAAAUAGUCUUGCCAGAAGUACCACAUGCACUUGCUGUUGAACCAUUGUCCAGCUUCAUUGUGUUAGUAUGUGUCGGGGGAAACAGGACAGAUUAGAUGGCAACGCGUUGGAAUACAGAGGAUUUGCUAAUCUUGCAUGACCAGCUGGUUUUGUCAGUAACUCCUGGUCCUACCCAGUUUACAACAUGCAAAAAAUCUAGCUUUAAAUUUAUUGUUGCUUGCAGUAUUGCUUGAUGCAAGUGGAAGUUGUGGAAGGAAGAGAAAAAGUGUCACUGUGACAAAGGAAAUGCAUCCAACAUAUUGUUCCAUUAAGUUUUACAACAAAUUUUUGACAAAAUAAGUAACGAAUAUAAAAAUUCUCCAGCGGGGGAUCACAUGCUAUUAAAAAUAUGGUAAAAGCCAAAGAAAAGCAUGUUCGCAAGCAAUUAUUGCAAUUGUUUAUUUGUGGUACUUUUUAAGAAUGAAAGCAAAAAUAUGGAAGCACCUUAAUUCUACUUCUUACACUUUAGACACAGCCUACUCUCUAAAAGGUCAUAUUUGUCUAGAGGUAACUAGCUAUCUUUAAUUACAACACAAGAGUUUUUAUUUUAUUAAGAAUAUAUUAUGACAUAAAACAGUUGUAAUGACUAAAAUGUAUACAGACCUACUUAAAAAUUUAGUCCCAUUCAUCAGGAAAACUGAAGCCU